AGAAACAAGAAAGAAAAGGAAGAAAGAAAAGAAAAUUUGAUGUAACGCCUCUUUUGGAAAUUACUUGUCAUGGACCUCUACCUAGAGCAGUGAGCCACAAGUCCCACUAUUAAGGGAUGCAAAGAAUUUGCUGAGUAGGAUUCAAAGGACAAAUGCCACAGAAGAUUGAACUCUACUGGUAUUUUCAAUAGCACUUCUACUGUUUUUGAUAAUGCUUUGGCCCCACAGUUUUCUAUUUUUAGGAUUUUUCACUAUCCCAAUUUCCAGCAUACUUAAUGCAUGUGGUUUGGAAGUUGAGGGGGUAUUUCAGAAAUACAUGUAUUGAGUUUUCACAGGAAUUCUUGUAUUUAGGUACUGAGUAGAAUUUUCUGAAUUUGCUUUUGUUUCCACACGUGUAUGAUAUUUGUAUAUAUUGUUGUUGUUGUUGUUUUCUGCUGCUGCUACCUGAACAUUUCACACUCUUGACAGGUUUUGUGACUGAGGAGGCAUGAUGUGAACUCAUUCAAUAAGAGCAAUAUGUUUGUCAGCAAUUUCUGCUUAGAGUCCUGCCCUGUUCUCCUUGAUUGCUCAGGCUGUUAACAUCAGAACGAAUUGGUCAGACGCGGGUGUGGUGCAGUUUGCAGAAUGGCCACCAGAGGGCAGGGCUUCCUUCAGAUGUGGUUCAGGUUGUACUCAGAGACUGCUGCUUGGCAGCCACAAGGCAUUGCCUGCUCCUGGGCAGGAGGGGCUCUCCGUUUGCACAAGCUCUCGCUGGAUUUUAGCCCUGUUAGUUUCGGUGUAUUCCAGAGAGCAAGGCCUAGUUUCUUUUGCUAACAUGCUUUCUGCCACUCACCCCGUUCUUGUGAUCUUCUUAAUCAUCAGAGGGACCAACGGAGACUCAGUGAACCAGACAGAAGUCCCAGUGGUUCUUCCAGAGGAGGCACCUAUGACUCUGAGCUGCGCUUAUGAGACCCUUGAUUCAGCUCCCUAUCUUUUCUGGUACGUCCAGUCCAACAGAGCUCCUCAACUCCUCCUGAAGGGGUCAACUGCAAACCCGAGGGCAGAGGAGCAAGGUUUCCAGGCCACUCUGGUUAAGAGUGACAAGACCUUCCACCUGCAGAAACGCUCAGUGCAAACAUCAGACUCGGCUGUGUACUACUGCGCCCUGAGUGACACAGUGAGAAGGGCUGCAGGGGGAGCUGAGCACAAACCCAGAGGGCACAGGUGGGGACUGGCUGUGGGCUGCCCUGGGAGGGGCGGGUUCUUCUCUGUCUCUGCUCUGGCAUGCUGGAGGCAUCCUCAGGAUAUUUCCAGCUCUGAUGCUCAGAGCCAGGAUCUUGGAAUUCUUGGAUUGCUGGACAGAGAGGAAUCUAGGCCAGAGCAGUUUAAGAGGAACCUAAGAGCUCGUCUCCGAAAUGCGUUUCUUCUCAGCCCAGCCUCUUUCCUCCAGAUGGCACAGAAUUUCUUGGAAAUGACACUAGCUCCACCAUCUUCCUGUCAUCACGGCAGCUCUUACAGAACACUCAAUAAUCAUCCCACCUCUGGACUUGAGAUCCGUGCUUUGAGAAAUUCUGGAUUCUGGACAUGGCCAGGACCGCGUAACCUAACGUCUUGUUUCUAUCAUGGCAUUUAUGCCUGUGGUCCUUCUGAAGUGAGUCUGAUUCAGUGGCCAAGGAAACACUCAGGUGUUUGUUUAUGCAGAGACAAGGACACACAUGGACUCUUGUUCACUGGGACCCCAAGGGCUUACAGUAGUCCCUAGUUUCUCCACCAAAGGAACACAAACCAGAGAAAUGUGUGCCUCUCAUGGAAACCCUCAGGGAACGUGGCUCAGCAAGAGACGCUUGUCCUAACACCCUGGAGAUCCCUGCAUGUCCUCUGUCCUUUGUCCGUCUUGCAUGAUUCACUGGGCCUGAUGGGUCUGCAUGCAGUUUUCGGGGCCUGAAGGUUCUUUGAUUCCUGAGGCUCUCCCUAAGAAACAGAACCUAGAAUUACAAAUACAUGUUUCUGGGCCCCAGGAUCAUAGGUCUAUUUUGACCCAUGGGAACUCAGCCUCUGGGAUCCCAUAAAGAUCACCGUCUUCUUUAAGACCCAGCUUCCUAAUUGUCUCAUUCUGUCCUGAUAUUUCUAGUACCCACAGGAAUAGAAUCAUAUGGUGUCUGGCCCUUGGUGACUGGCUUUCACAGAGCAGAGUCUUCUCAAGGUCUGUCCAGUUAACAGUACUUCCCUACAUCUCGUGGUGGCGUAACAGUCCACCGUCUGAAAACCCCAGUUUCUUUAUUCAUUCAUCCCUUGGCCAUUCAGUCGAUGUUUCCACUUUUUAGAUGUUACGAACAAAGCUGCAAUGAACAUUCAUGUACGCCAGCUCUGUCACUCUAAACUGUAAUAAACUUUGAAUUAUGAGUUUUGGCUUUUUGCUUUGUUUUCUCUUAUGUUUUGUUUUCUUUAGUUUUGUUUGCGUUAUGUGGUACCAACAUUUCUCUCUUGAUAUAAAAUGAGUAAAUGCCUGAGGAGAAACUCUUUUAAAAGAAUGCUUUACACCAAUGAGAGAUAUUACCAUUCCGAGUUAUACCUGCAUUCAUUUAAGAAAUCUUUUGGAUCAGCUACUCAUAUGUUCCAGUCACUUGCAGAAAGGCUGGAACUAGAGUUUACACGACAGAGAGUCUGCAGCUUUAAGACUUUAGAACGCAGUGCAUUAAAUGACACAUGCGUCGGAAAACAAUGCUUCUUUCGCAGAUUAGCUGAUUCACUCACUAAGCUGUAUUUGUGGCACUACUGUUCUAUAGGCAAAGGGCAAAGCAUUUUGUACCACUCCCCACCUCUCUAGGUCAAUACUGUCACAGUCCCAGUUGACAGAUGAUGAAGUUGCAGGUGCAUCAAGCAACUCCCUCAAGUUUGCAUCUCCACGGAGGAGCAGAGCUUGGGCUCGGACCUAAAUCUGUCUGAUGCAUGACUAAUGCUCUCCACAAGCAGUUGAUGGAGCCAUCAAGACAUCUUUCUUCUCUUCACUCCAAAUAGGCUGGAAUUCUUAGAUCGCAUCAUUUUUGAAGUGUUCAUUUGAUGAAAAGGCAGUUAAGGCAACAAUCAAAGCAAUACUUUACCCAACUGCCAAUCACUGGAGUCUAUGUAGAUACCUGCAUGUUGAAGCCAGAAGAGGAAGUCACCAGUUUUUAUGUUCUUGAAACACAAAGUAGCUCAGAUGCUCUCUGAUGGAACAGUCUGGCUAUUCUCGGGGCCAUGGCUGAGCCUCCGGGGCUGUUAUCUGGAGACAAACGUGUACUUGCCAUGGAAAUGGGAACUAUAGUUUUCAAAAACAAGCUAAAAUUACUCCCAAUACAAACAGAAAUACACCCAAAAAAUCCUCACUGAGCGUGUAGGACACAGCAUUUUCUUUCUGCUACAGGAUAUAUCUCAUGAAAAUUGAUUUGUUUAUCCAAUUCUACAUACAGGAAUGAUGGCAACAUGAUGGGGACGUUUCAUUGAUUCUUGGUAUUUUUCUAAGCACAUAAAGAGUUUGUGCCCAAAGAAAAACUGUCAGAGGCAAUUUUCUCACAAUAAAGAAGCCUCAGCGCUGGUGUUAGCAGAAUCGGUUUCGGUGGCUUCACGAAUUUCUAGGGGUUUCAAGUUCAAGUUACCUGGCAAAGCUGAGCACGAGGAUAAGAGGAAUUCCAGUCUAUCCUCGUGUCUAAUGUUAAACACAUUAGUCUGUGAAGAGAGUAACAUUUAAAAUUUUGACAAGCCUGGGGUUUUGGGAAAUGUUCACAUGGACCUCUCGCUAGAGCAGUGAGCCCCAAGUCCCACCCUUGUGAGGCUGCAAAGAGUUUUCUGAAUCUGAUGCAAAGCUCAAAUGCCCCUGGAGACUGAACCCUUGACAUUGGACAAGAAGGCUUCUGUUGUUCUUGACAAUGCCUUGGCUCCAACGUUGUCUAUUUGUAGGGUUUUCUCUGGCCCAGUUUGCACAGUUCUUCAUGUAGGUGGUUUGGGAGAGUUGUAGAGAUUCAGAAACACCCGUUGAGUUUCCACCAGGAUUCUUGUCUUCAGGCACUGAGUAAAAUUUUCUUAAUUUAUUUGGGUUCUACACACCUCAUGAGUGUACAUACAUGUGUCUUUUCCCCCUGCUGCUGUGUGAACAUAGCACAGGUUUGACAGAUUUUGUGACUCAAGAGGUGUGAUGUGAAAUCAUUCAUUAGCAACAACAUGAUGCUCAGGGAACACUUACUGGAUUCCAUGCAAAGUCAGAACACGUCUUUUGCUUUUCUGCUGGCAAGUCAAAACCCCAUAUACUGUUCUCCUUUACUUCCUGAUCCAAGAGGAACUGACGGAAGAGGGUUCAAUCUGCCAUGUUCAUUUCCAACCUGAGAGUUAUCAUUAGACAAAUUGCUGUGCAAAAGCCUAGCGUUUCCUCCCUGGGAGGAAGGG
Sus scrofa (pig) is the source of this 4398-nucleotide messenger RNA. NCBI's taxonomy places the organism in Eukaryota, Metazoa, Chordata, Mammalia, Artiodactyla, Suidae. The record is from RefSeq and is a predicted model, not a curated record.